This is a messenger RNA of Anas platyrhynchos (mallard), 1250 nucleotides long. RefSeq names its product protein-L-isoaspartate(D-aspartate) O-methyltransferase. Gene Ontology annotation, biological process: protein modification process. The record is from RefSeq and is a predicted model, not a curated record. Lineage: Eukaryota; Metazoa; Chordata; Aves; Anseriformes; Anatidae. Gene Ontology annotation, molecular function: protein-L-isoaspartate (D-aspartate) O-methyltransferase activity. Gene Ontology annotation, cellular component: cytoplasm.
GAAGGAGGCGGGAAGAUGGGCGGGAGGUGGGAGGGAGAGUGACGCCGCUGCGCUGCCAUCUUGGGAAAGGGCGGAAGGUUUGCUGAGCGGCGUAGGCGAGCGGGGCGCGACACCUGGCAACGGGGCGGCCGCGGGGACGGGACCGGGACAGGUGUCCGUGGGAUGAGCCCCCUGCUGCCCUGCGCCACUCUGACACUCAUGGGACUGCUCCUCGCCAGGACGAUGGCCUGGACUUCCAGCGGAAAGACGCACCCCGAGCUGGUCAACAACCUCUACAAAAAAGGAAUAAUUAAAUCCCAGCGGGUCUUCGAUGUGUUACUGGCUACUGACAGAGGCCACUACAUCAAAUAUUUCCCAUACAUGGAUUCUCCUCAAUCUAUUGGAUACAAGGCUACAAUCAGUGCACCACAUAUGCAUGCCCAUGCACUGGAGUUGUUGAAGGAUCAGCUUGUGGAAGGUGCAAAAGCACUGGAUGUCGGAUCUGGGAGCGGGUACCUUACAGCUUGCUUUGCCAGGAUGAUGGGCCCAACAGGGAAAGCCGUGGGUGUAGAACACAUUAGAGAGCUGGUGAACGAAUCCAUCAGAAACGUCCAAGAAGACGAUCCGACUUUGCUCAGCUCUGGCCGUGUAAAACUUGUGGUUGGAGAUGGCAGGCAGGGAUACCCCGAGGAGGCUCCUUAUGAUGCCAUUCACGUUGGGGCAGCAGCACCAACAGUACCAAAAGAGCUGCUGAAUGAACUGAAGCCAGGAGGUCGGCUCAUACUGCCCGUGGGUCCUGAGGGUGCGAACCAAGUCCUGAUGCAAUACGACAAAACUAGUGACGGGGAGAUCAUCGAAACCCAGCUGAUGGGCGUGAUCUACGUUCCUCUGACGGAUAAGGAAAAGCAGUGGCCUCGGGACGAAUUCUGAGAGCGGGAUGGAAAUCUCUAAGCUCACCUCAGAAAGCUCACGGACAGACGGGACUCGGCCGGCCUGCAUGGCUUUGCUUUUGGAGCGGGAGCUCCGGCAGCGGCUGUGCUGGCCAAGGCGAGCACUGCUUCAGCAGAGCGAGGGACGGAGAAAAGACUGAGCCGGGUCUGGCCGCGGUGCCUUGAUCCGGACGAGCCCAGCCCCGGGUGACCCCUGCAGAGAGCCGCAGGGGCAGGAGGGCUCGCAGCUCCCCGCAGCCACCCCCUAACAGAGCCCCUCUAACGCUUGGAGACAAAACAAGGCGCCCUUCCCGGCGCAGAGCCCCGAGCUCAUGUACGCGA